Closterium sp. Naga37s-1 is the source of this 1374-nucleotide messenger RNA. The record is from the annotation of a GenBank genome assembly. Lineage: Eukaryota; Viridiplantae; Streptophyta; Zygnematophyceae; Desmidiales; Closteriaceae.
AUGCCCGUGCCCCGCCCUCUCCCAGCCGUCUGUCUGUGGGCAGCAAUGUGGCAUCGCUGGAUUCGGAAAGCUGGACCCCGGCCGUCUGGCUCGUUCGCCUUCCGCUCCUCACCCUUGUUGGAAAGCGUCCCUUUUGCGCCAUCUCUGUCCGUCCCUUUUCCUCCCCUCGCCCCUCCCCUCUCCUCACCUCAAUUCCCUCCUCUCCCCUUCUCUCUUCGUUCCGCCGCAACCUCUCAUAGCCUCCAUCCACUAUGUCCCGUAUACUCUGCCCUCUUCUCUCCUUUCCUCGCAUCCCGCCCCUCCCCCUCUCCAUCAUUCACUGCUGUCGUUCUCAUGCCGCGGUCCUCGUCGUCCUGGUCGCCCGGCCCGGCCCUGCAGAUGAGGGCGAGUGGCGAUCCGGCGGCACAUGCACAUGUGGGUCGCUCGUGUGGCGAUGAGUGGGCGCUCUCAGGCCACAGCAGCAUGGUGCUCUCCCCUCACUGCAGCCCUGAUGGCGCGGCCAUCGCAACAUGGGCGUGUGAUCCACGUGCUCCGGCGGGUGUGGUUGGUGGCGGGAUGAGUGAGCGGCAGGUGGGCGCAAGGAUGGCGGGCGCACACCGAGCAGCAGGUGGAUGGCACCAAGGCAGCUCCCAGACAAGCGCUGCCUUACAAGAGCAGUUCACCGCCCCGGCCGAGCCCGCCGCUGACUCAUGGUCAGCUGGCGGGGCGGAUGCGGGCGGGGCGGUGGCCGCGGGGGAGGAGAGGCAAUUGCGGUGGGUGCGGCUGAAAUGGGCUGGGAAUGCGAGCAGCCAGGUGCUGCAUGCUGAGCGACAUGGGGAUGGUGCAGGGUGGGAGGGUGCAGAGGGGGAGGGUGCAGUGUGUGAGGGUGCAGUGUGGGAGGGUGCAGUGUGGGAGGGUGCAGUGUGGGAGGGUGCAGUGUGGGAGGGUGCAGUGUGGGAGGGUGCAGUGUGGGAGGGUGCAGUGUGGGAGGGUGCAGUGUGGGAGGGUGCAGUGUGGGAGGGUGCAGUGUGGGAGGGUGCAGUGUGGGAGGGUGCAGUGUGGGAGGGUGCAGUGUGGGAGGGUGCAGUGUGGGAGGGUGCAGUGUGGGAGGGUGCAGUGUGGGAGGGUGCAGUGUGGGAGGGUGCAGUUGUGGGAGCAGUGUGGGAGGGUGCAGUGUGGGAGGGUGCAGUGUGGGAGGGUGCAGUGUGGGAGGGUGCAGUGUGGGAGUGGGAGGGUGCAGUGUGGGAGGGUGCAGUGUGGGAGGGUGCAGUGUGGGAGGGUGCAGUGUGGGAGGGUGCAGUGUGGGAGGGUGCAGUGUGGGAGGGUGCAGUGUGGGAGGGUGCAGUGUGGGAGGGUGCAGUGUGGGAGGGUGCAACAUUAACACAGCAGCUGUAA